AUCUCCGAUUGAAUAUCAAGCCUUUACUUAUCAAACUAAUUCAAGAGGGGUAGGGAUUUUCAAGUAUUAAAGAAAUAAAGGAAUUAAGGAAAAUGUCAAGCCCUAUUUAUGUAACCGCUGCUUUCAGAUCAGGACACAAAAACCAAGCUUAUAUAUUCAUGAAGAAGGAAUAUAUCAUUGAAGAAGUGAAUCCAGGUACAUAUAAUGACACAAUAUUAUAUGGACCAGCCAAAGUGAAUCAAUAUUCAUCUCUUAAGGGCACAAUUUUUGGAGACAAAGGAAUAGAUUGUGCUUUCCCUUCUGUAGAAGAAGGAGUUGCAUUUAUCUUCUCCGGUAACCUUUGUGCCAAAUGGUCUUACGGUCUAAAAAACCCAAAGAACAAGCUCCUGGUAGGGCCUUCCCCAAUUGAAGAGGUAUUCCCUUAUUUGAAGGGUACUGUUUUUGCGAAUGGGUUGGAUGCUGCAUUUGAGACAUCACGUCCUUAUGAAGUUUACCUAUUUAAGGGAGAUAAGUAUGCUCGUAUCUUCUAUGAGGGUGCUGGAAAACUGUUGAACAGUAGCCCCAUACGCCAAAACUGGGUGACUUUAAGAGGGACUAUCUUUGAAAAUGGCAUAGAUGGUGCCUUUUCUUUGGAUCAUGAUACUUAUCCGAAUUCGGUAUACCUUUUCAAAGGAGAUACCUAUGCUCGUGUCACCUACACACCUGGCACCGCUACUGAGAAACUAGACAACUUGGCAAAAAUCAAGAGCUACUGGACUGGUUUAGGAAGCAUCUUGCCUCGUUCUAAUCAAUGAUCUGAUAAUGUUUUUCUAAUUCAGUAAUCGCUACUAUAUUGUUUAUGUUUAAUCAAAUAAUCCAAGGAUAAUCAAUGUUUUCUGCCUGCCCUGAAAACUACCUUAAUCAAUUUCAUUAUUAAUUGUUUUCUUCUAUUUUAUUAAUGCUAUGUUUAUGUUGUAUGAAAUUAAUAAUUCUAAGUUGUAUUCAAAAAGAGUAUUAUGCUCUUUACUCCAACAACUUGUAUUAUUCAAUGUAAUACUAUUAUUUCUUUUUUAUUCAUUCUAAUUUUGUACCAGGCCAGC
Molecule: messenger RNA, 1079 nt
Organism: Amaranthus tricolor (Joseph's coat)
Lineage: Eukaryota; Viridiplantae; Streptophyta; Magnoliopsida; Caryophyllales; Amaranthaceae
Product: albumin-2-like
Exons: 2
Coding region: 93-794 (233 amino acids)
Source: RefSeq, a predicted model, not a curated record